AUGACUCGAUCGAUCGAUAUCCGCAAAGAGCCGGCUCCAGAGUUCCGGAGUCCAGAACGCUCGCUUUCUGUCACGCUAGCCCGCUCUGAGCUUACCUUCGGACUUCGUGGUACGCAGAACCAGUUGCUCUCGAGGAGAGGCCGGAACUCUAUCCGCGGAAGGGAGUAUGUCAGUGAAUGGCAGGAGAAGAAGACCUCGGUGGGCGCUCUUCGAAACACGACGUCCAUAAUCACCCACGUUCUGUUGCACACGGCGACGGUCAUACACCUUGCUUCACGCACUCAUCAGCCUGCGGGCUUAUCAACACUUGCCGUCUCAGUGUUUAACAGAGUUCUACUUGCUGUACUAGCUUUCAAAGUUGCGCUCUGCUUCAAGUUCUGGCGAGCUUACGCCUCGGAGCCGAUCGAACAACUGUAUUUUGAACGCACGGGAUCUCUGCAUCAUAUAAUGUCUUCACUCAAGUCCAUACCACCACUGAUUCCCAUACCAGCAAACUCAACCACUCAGCCCGAACCCGAUGCAUUGCCAACUCCAGCUUCUGCAUCGAGCGACUUCGGCGACUUCAUGUCUGUACCGGCUUCGGAGGACCCUCUACGGCCUAUGACACCAGUCAAGACCCAGCCGCGACCCACGACCGGCAUGUCUGUACAAGCAGGAUCCGCUCUGCUAGACGAGCUUCUCGCGCAUGAGGACGAUCCAAUGUACUUCCAUCGCGCGUCCUCGUCGACUACCCCACAGCCCUCGCACUCUCCUACACCGCCUGCAUCCCAACCUGCAUUGACCGAGACAAUCGCCAACAAGGUGCAACAACUGGUCGACGCGCCUCUGCAACUUCUACAAGACCUCUCUGACGCCUCAUCCACGCCCAUCCUUGAAGACCCUCCGCCCCUACAACAUCGUCCACAUUCGCACUCCUCCGGACUCUCCAACUCAACGCCGUCUCUUCCCUACACGAUCCCCGAACGCCGACACGUACGCGAGAACUCGCUUCCGUCCUCACCGGUCCUCGCCAGCCCACCCGUACUCUCACACGCCGAAUCACACUCGACCAUCUCCCAGCCGAGCGAAUCCACAACACGAAACGGCAGAGGAAGCUGGAUGUCCUCCCUCCUAUCCAUCUCCGCGCCCCAUCCGCCACCCGCGCCUCCUCCAGCACCCAGCUCAGGAUCAGCUCUAUCCUCAACCCGGCCUCACCACCCCUUACACGCCGCUACUAUGCCGGGCGUAUCGCACGGCAGCCCCUUCGCCCCGCACACGUUCGUGCCGGCCAGCGGUGCGCCGGGGUUCGCGGGGGACCGCGAAUGGGAUAAAGGGUUCACGUUCGAGAAGGAGCCGAGCGCGCGCGCGGGGCCGAAGCUUGUCGGGCGGAACGAGAUCACGACGGCCGUGCUGAGCGACGGGCUCGCAGCGGAGCUACGACCGUUCUUCCCGGCCCUCGCGCGCCUCCCCAAAUCCUGGCGCCUGCUCUACUCGCUCGACCAACACGGCAUCAGCCUCAAAACGCUCUACGCGCGCUGCGAGGCGCACACCGGCGGCGUCUUGCUCGCCAUCAAAGACGCGCGCGGCGGCACAUUCGGUGCGUGGUUGGGCGCGGGCCUGCAUGCGAGCCACGGCGCGGGGUACUUCGGCUCGGGCGAGAGCUUCUUGUGGACGGCACGGAGCGGGAAACAGGAGAGCGGCGCGAUGCAGGUUUUCAGGUGGUCGGGGAAGAACGACUAUGUGGCGCUGUGCGAGCCGGAUUAUAUCGCGCUCGGCGGUGGCGACGGCUCGUACGGGCUCUAUCUGGAUGACGCGCUCGGCGACGGGACGUCCGCGCGCUGCCCGACGUUCGAGAAUGAGCCGCUGUGCGCGCCGGGUGCGCCGACGCGGGGCCGGGCGCGUAAGUUCGAGUGCGUGGGGCUGGAGGUUUGGGCCGUGGGCGGGACGUAG
Messenger RNA from Peniophora sp. CBMAI 1063, 1929 nucleotides. The record is from the annotation of a GenBank genome assembly. Lineage: Eukaryota; Fungi; Basidiomycota; Agaricomycetes; Russulales; Peniophoraceae.